AUGGACUCGUUCCACAUCGAAACUGAAGACCUUGGCACCAUCAAUCAGAUCAUCAUUGGACAUGAAGAGGAGGGUUACGGUGCUGGCAUUUUCAUCGAAUACGUGCUGAUCACUGAAAACUUGAUAGACGGCCGUCAAUUCGUGUGCUAUUGCUCAAAGUGGUUCGAUAGUGGACAGGUCGGGUGCAUACUUAGUAAUCCAGUUUUUAUUUCCAAUGAAGGCGAGUUUCAGGUUGAUGGGAAAAUCGAGCGGACCCUACCAGUGUCGGCCUUCUACUACCUUAAUAGUGUCCCCGAUGAAUCGAUGACAUCACAAGGUCGAUGGGAGUUCAUUCUGCACAAUGGGAUGGAAGAUGGUACUGGUGGAACGACCUCAAACCUGAACAUCAUCGGCUACGGGACAACGGGCAGCUCAAUGAUGCAUAUCAAAAACGACAAAACCAUGUCUACUGUACCGGAUACUACACUUAUACAGGUGGAUUUCGGUGCUAUUGGUGACCUUCUCAAAGUUCGGUUUGAAGCAGAUGGAUCUGGUGAUGAACCGGAUUAUUACUUGGAAUGGAUCGAGCUACGCGAUCUUGACACUGAGGAGAGGAUAGCUGUGAGGGUCGGCAAAUGGAUGGACAUCACCGGCAAGCGCACGAAGAAGCCUCAAGCGUUUCGAGAGAUCAGCAUCUUCCGAUCUGGGGAUCAACCUUUGGAAAUGCAAAAUUACGAUGGCAAAGUUCUCGGCGGCGAUAUGAGUCUGCUUGAAAACGGGAAGCUAGAGGCACAACUCGUCGGUGAUUUUAGUGACAGCGGUGUAUUCCCGCUAAUCUACAACGAGAAGAAAAAGGAGUACUCAUUCAAGGUCGAAUGUGUUCAUCUUGGACGUAUUAACAGCAUCAAGAUCAUUGGCGAUUUCUCUGAGCAAGGUAACUCUUUAAAAAUCUUCUUAAUGCUCCUC
This is a messenger RNA of Cooperia oncophora, 945 nucleotides long. Lineage: Eukaryota; Metazoa; Nematoda; Chromadorea; Rhabditida; Trichostrongylidae. The record is from the annotation of a GenBank genome assembly.